This is a messenger RNA of Hipposideros armiger (great roundleaf bat), 2871 nucleotides long. RefSeq names its product nucleolar protein 10 (gene NOL10). Lineage: Eukaryota; Metazoa; Chordata; Mammalia; Chiroptera; Hipposideridae. Gene Ontology annotation, biological process: maturation of SSU-rRNA from tricistronic rRNA transcript (SSU-rRNA, 5.8S rRNA, LSU-rRNA). The transcript is spliced from 21 exons. The record is from RefSeq and is a predicted model, not a curated record. Gene Ontology annotation, cellular component: nucleus; small-subunit processome; nucleolus. The coding region runs from base 99 to 2165 and encodes 688 amino acids. Gene Ontology annotation, molecular function: protein binding.
CGGAUGCUCGCUGGGGAGGCCCUGAAAACUGAUGCCAUCGUGCACCGUGGGGACAGGGACCCGGACUGGAACAGGGGUCGCCGCUCGUCCGCGCCACCAUGCAGGUCUCCAGCCUCAACGAGGUGAAGAUUUACAGUCUCAGCUGCGGCAAGUCCCUUCCAGAGUGGCUUUCUGACAGGAAGAAGAGAGCACUACAGAAGAAGGAUGUUGAUGUCCGUAGGAGAAUUGAACUUAUUCAGGAUUUUGAAAUGCCUACUGUUUGUACUACUAUUAAGGUGUCAAAAGAUGGACAAUAUAUUUUAGCAACUGGAACAUAUAAACCUCGGGUUCGAUGCUAUGACACCUAUCAAUUAUCCUUGAAGUUUGAAAGGUGUUUAGAUUCAGAAGUUGUCACCUUUGAAACUUUGUCUGAUGAUUAUUCAAAGAUUGUCUUCUUACACAACGAUAGAUACAUUGAAUUCCAUUCACAAUCAGGUUUUUACUACAAAACCAGAAUACCAAAGUUCGGGAGAGAUUUCUCUUACCAUUAUCCAUCCUGUGACUUGUACUUUGUUGGCGCAAGCUCUGAAGUUUAUAGAUUAAACUUAGAACAAGGACGGUACCUAAAUCCUCUACAAACUGACGCCGCGGAGAAUAAUGUUUGUGACAUAAAUUCCGCACACGGCUUGUUUGCCACAGGGACAGUCGAGGGUCGAGUGGAGUGCUGGGACCCAAGAACUCGAAGUAGAGUUGGCCUGUUAGACUGUGCAUUAAGCAGUGUCACAGCAGAUUCAGAGAUAAACAGUUUACCAACAAUCUCCGCUUUGAAAUUUAAUGGCGCAUUGACCAUGGCAGUUGGAACAUCCACAGGGCAGGUUUUAUUAUAUGAUCUUCGAUCUGAUAAACCACUGCUAGUGAAGGAUCACCAGUAUGGGCUGCCCAUUAAGUCCAUUCAUUUCCAAGAUUCAUUAGAUUUGAUUUUGUCUGCAGACUCUCGAAUUAUCAAAAUGUGGAAUAAGAACUCAGGAAAAAUAUUUACUUCCUUGGAGCCAGAACAUGACAUUAAUGAUGUCUGCCUCUAUCCCAACUCAGGAAUGCUUCUGACUGCCAAUGAAACCCCCAAGAUGGGCAUCUAUUACAUUCCGGUUUUGGGUCCUGCACCCAGGUGGUGUUCCUUCUUAGACAACUUGACAGAAGAAUUAGAAGAGAAUCCAGAAAGCACAGUUUACGAUGAUUAUAAAUUUGUCACCAGGAAAGACCUUGAAAAUUUAGGGCUCACACAUCUCAUUGGAUCGCCUUUUCUCCGGGCAUACAUGCAUGGAUUUUUCAUGGAUAUAAGACUCUAUCACAAGGUGAAAUUGAUGGUAAAUCCAUUUGCUUAUGAAGAAUAUAGGAAAGAUAAGAUCCGACAGAAGAUAGAAGAAACACGUGCACAGAGAGUCCAAUUAAAGAAAUUGCCAAAAGUUAACAAAGAGCUGGCACUUAAAUUAAUUGAGGAGGAGGAAGAGAAGCAAAAAUCUACAUGGAAAAAGAAAGUUAAGAAUCUUCCUAAUAUUCUCACUGAUGAUCGAUUUAAAGUUAUGUUUGAGAACCCUGACUUCCAAGUGGAUGAAGAGAGUGAAGAAUUUAGGCUUUUGAAUCCACUUGUUUCAAAACUUGGUGAAAAAAGGAAGAAGAAACUAAGACUCUUAGAGCAACAAGAACAUCAUGAAAAAGAAGAGGAGGAAGAACCGGAAGGAAAACCAAGUGAUGCAGAAAGUUCUGAGAGUUCAGAUGAUGAAAAAGACUGGGUCGAAGAGGUCAGGAAACAGCGCAGACUUCUCCAGCAGGAGGAAAGAGCGAAGCGGCAGGCACAGCUCAGGGAGGACCGGCAGACGGUCCUCAGGCCCCAGUUUUACGAGAUCAAAGCCGGCGAAGAGUUCAGAAGCUUCAAAGAUUCUGCCACGAAGCAGAAGCUGAUGAAUAAAACCCUAGAAGAUCGGUUGAAACUUGAAGCCAAAAAUGGGACGUUGAGUGUAUCAGACACCACAGUUGGCAGCAAACAAUUGACAUUCACAUUAAAGAGGUCUGAACAGCAGAAGAAGCAACAGGAGGCUGAGAAACUGCACCGGCAGGAAAGGAAAGCACUGCGUCGCUCAGCCGGUCAUCUGAGGUCCAGACACAAGCGAGGACGGCCGUUUCACUGAGCCGAGAGGGACCCAACACGCGACGGGGAAGGAGCACGCCUCCCCCAAGUGGAACAUCGUUAGAGCACAGCAAACAGACGGGGCCGCACGUUUUCAAAGUUCCAUGUCAGUUCUCGGUACCUCAGCGGUAAAGAUCUGGCAGCUUGUCCCAUUGCCUCUGGGUCAGACUUUGAAGCUGCCCCCAACCCACGACUGGUCAGAGCAUCGUCGCCAGGGCGCUUCUUGCAAGUCGUUGCUCCCCGUAAAAUCAUCCUUUUCCCCUGGUUUUAAUCAAGUAAACAAGGUAGUUUUUUUUUUAAUAUUGUGAAACGUGUACCGUGAACUGGGAGGUUAUCCUGUGCUAAAAACGAGGAUAAUCAUGCUCUCUGAACUUUUUUCUUACAGUGCCUGCUGCCUUUCACCAUUAAACCACCCAGAAAUACCGUUCCCACCCUCCCUAAUGUGCAGUAUUGGUCGUGUUUGUGUUCAUAAGUAUCUGUUGGUAGGUUUGUUGCUUGUUUGUGUGUUUGGGAUUUUUUUAAAAAUAUUUUUAUAUCAAGAGAAUAUAAAUUAAUGGUAAUAACCUAAAAUAAGAAAUGGAAGCUACUGGGUAUUCUUUUAUACUUGACACAAGAUCAAAUGCAGAUGUUUUUCUGUUUCUUAAGUGCAAUUAGAGAUAAACUGGCUGGAGAAAACAUUUAUAAAAAUAAAUACUUUUAUUUGAAUA